UUUGCAGAGUUUUAAAUCAAAAUGCCGGUAGCCUCUAAACCCGUUCCGGGUAGCGCCCCGCUUCACACGGUACUGCUGCUGAGAUACCUGCAGCUCCUGCACAGCCGCCCUGUACUGACUAAAGCGUUGACUAGUGCUAUUCUGUCUGCACUAGGAAACAUUUUGUCUCAAACCAUACAGAAGUGGCGCAAAGAGCAGAAGGCACCCCAAAAUGUGGACCUUCGAGGACCAUUUCGAUUUGCUGUUUAUGGCUUACUCUUCACAGGCCCACUGUCUCACUAUUUCUACUUGUUAUUGGAGCAGCUGGUCCCUUCUUCUGCUCCACUAGCUGGACUUCAAAGACUCCUUAUAGAACGACUAAUGAUUGCACCAGCUUUCUUACUUCUCUUUUUCUUGGUGAUGAAUCUACUUGAGGGUAAAAAUUUGGCUAAACUGAAUAAAAAGCUGAGAGACCAUUAUUGGUCAGCAUUAAAGUUGAACUGGAAAGUCUGGACACCGUUUCAAUUCAUCAAUAUCAAUUACAUACCAGUACAAUUUAGAGUCUUGUUUGCCAACCUGGUGGCUUUCUUCUGGUAUGCAUACCUUGCGUCAACCCGGAACUGAGAUUGAGGAAAGUAGCUUAAAGGCACAGAUUUCAGAAAGUAAUAGCUGGAGGAGAUAAUUGUUCUUUGAUUAUUAUGGAAGACGGCACUGAAUUUUCGGCAACUCAUGAAUCUAACACAAUUUACGUCGCCACUAAAGAGGAACACAUCUUGUACCAUUUCUUCAAGUGCUAAUAAGGAGCUUAUUAAUGUAAUGGUCAGAAAACUGUAUACACUAACUGUAAAUUUGUAAUAGUGCUCAAUAAGAGCAUUAACAAGGUUUGAAGAAUAAAAGUAGACAUGUUUUGGAAAA
Messenger RNA from Xenopus laevis (African clawed frog), 894 nucleotides. It is a transcript of the gene pxmp2.L, whose product is annotated as peroxisomal membrane protein 2 L homeolog. Lineage: Eukaryota; Metazoa; Chordata; Amphibia; Anura; Pipidae. The record is from RefSeq and is marked provisional. Gene Ontology annotation, cellular component: membrane; peroxisomal membrane; cytoplasm.